Dendroctonus ponderosae (mountain pine beetle) is the source of this 4661-nucleotide messenger RNA. It is a transcript of the gene nompC, whose product is annotated as serine/threonine-protein phosphatase 6 regulatory ankyrin repeat subunit A. Gene Ontology annotation, molecular function: protein binding; calcium channel activity. Gene Ontology annotation, cellular component: membrane; glycosylphosphatidylinositol-N-acetylglucosaminyltransferase (GPI-GnT) complex. The record is from RefSeq and is a predicted model, not a curated record. Gene Ontology annotation, biological process: calcium ion transmembrane transport; GPI anchor biosynthetic process. Lineage: Eukaryota; Metazoa; Arthropoda; Insecta; Coleoptera; Curculionidae.
UGUUGUUUCUUGGCACAGCAUGCUGAGCAGUGGCGAAAUCCUGUUGCGUUGCAUAUCGCUGAUUUUUUUGAUUUUCGUGAAAAACCUCAAGAGGAUGCAAAAACGCGCGUCGUGCAGUCAGGGCGGGAAUUAGUGUUCCUCACUGGAAAAUGACUAAGUUUUGCAGGUUCAGUUGUUGAAAAUGUCGCAACCGGGCGGCAAAAAGGGCGCGGGAAAAGCCCCCCCCAAAGGCGAGAAAAAUGAGGAAAGCAAUGGAACCGCCAAAGCAGGUGCCACCAAAGAGGCCAAAGACAAGGAGGAAACUUCUAGUAAUCCUGAUGGCGACGAAACGCCGAGCUCGAAGCCUCAAUCGGCCGGAGCAAAUGUGCGAGAUGCGGCUCAGCGCAUUUUAACUCUUUGCCAAAAGGCAGAAUGGGCCCCUAUCGACCAAAUUCUAAAGUCGAUGGAAAAAGCCAUCAGCAAUGCGGGAGAAGACGCUCACACCACUCCUUUGGCAGGAAUUGCCGAUUUGCCCACAGGCAUGACGCCCUUGAUGUACGCAGUAAAAGACAACAGAACGUCUCUAUUAGAUCGGAUGAUUGAUCUUGGAUCCGAUGUUGGCGCCAGAAAUAAUGAUAACUACAAUGUGUUGCACAUUUCUGCGAUGCACUCGCGCGAAGAUGUUGUCAAGCUCCUGCUGGGGAAAAAGGGCGUUGAUCCCUACUCCACUGGAGGGAGUCGCAAUCAAACGGCGGUUCAUUUGGUGGCAUCCAGACAAACGGGCACAGCUACAGCCAUUUUGCGGGCACUCCUGCAGGCUGCAGGAAAAGACAUCAGGUUGAAAGUGGAUGGGAGAGGAAAAGUGCCUCUUCUGCUGGCAGUAGAAGCUGGCAACCAGUCAAUGUGCCGAGAGCUUCUGAGCACUCUCACCUCAGAACAACUGAAGGCUGCGGCCGCCAAUGGAGACACAGCUUUGCAUUUGGCCGUGAGGCGAAAGGACAUCGACAUGGUGAGAAUCCUGGUGGAUUAUGGCACGAACGUAGACAUUCGCAAUGGUGAGGGGCAGGCACCUUUGCAUAUCGCGGCCGCAGAAGGAGAUGAGAUUUUAGUAAAGUAUUUUUACGGGGUGAGAGCAUCGGCCAGCAUUACGGACAAUCAGGACCGGACGCCGAUGCAUUUGGCCGCGGAAAAUGGACACGCGAAUAUUAUUGAGCUACUGGCAGACAAGUUUAAGGCGAGUAUAUUCGAAAGAACCAAAGACGGAUCCACCUUGAUGCACAUCGCUUCGUUGAAUGGACACGCUGAUUGCGCCAUGAUGCUCUUCAAGAAGGGAGUUUACCUCCACAUGCCCAACAAGGACGGAGCCCGAAGUAUACACACAGCUGCCCGCUAUGGCCACGUUGGGAUCAUCAACACCUUAUUGCAGAAGGGCGAAAAAGUGGAUGUUACAACCAACGAUAAUUACACGGCGUUACACAUUGCUGUGGAAUCCUGCAAGCCGCUGGUGGUGGAAACAUUGCUGGGAUAUGGGGCCGAUGUCCAUGUGAGAGGUGGAAAACUGAAGGAAACAGCGCUGCACAUCGCUGCCCGAGUUAAGGACGGGGAAAAGUGCGCCCUGAUGUUGCUGAAAUCGGGCGCUGGCCCCAACAUAGCUACACAUGACGGGAACACUCCCGUUCAUGUAGCUGCCAAAUACGGCAACUUGCAAACUAUGCUGCUACUUUUGGAGGAUGGCGGCGAUCCCCAGUAUAAAAACAAGAUGAGGAUGGCCAGAAGCCCAUUCACGCCGCCUGCCAAAACAACUACUCUGAGGUGGCGAAACUCUUCCUGCAGCAACACCCCAGCUUGGUGAUGGCCACCACCAAAGACGGGAACACUUGCGCGCAUAUUGCGGCCGCGCAGGGCAGUGUGACGGUGGUGGAGGAGUUGAUGAAGUUCGAUAGACAGGGAGUGAUUUCCGCGAGGAAUAAAGUAACUGAUGCCACUCCCCUGCAAAUGGCUGCUGAGGGCGGGCACUCGGAAGUAGUCAAGGCCCUGGUGAGGGCGGGGGCUUCAGUAACAGAUGAGAACAAAGGCGGGUUCACAGCGGUGCAUCUGGCGGCCCAAUACGGCCAUCUGCAGGUGCUGGAGGUGCUUCGCUCCUCCAACAAUCUGCGAGUGACGAGCAAAAAGUUGGGAGUCACUCCGCUGCAUGUGGCGGCCUACUUCGGGCAAGCUGACACAGUGAGGGAGCUGCUGACGCACGUUCCAGGAACCGUCAAAUCGGACUCCCCCAAUGGGGCCUCUUUGGUGCCCGCGCUAGGGAAUGAGUCAGGCAUGACUCCUCUCCAUCUGGCGUCGUUUUCUGGCAAGGAGAACGUCGUCAGGCUCCUGCUCAAUUCGGCGGGAGUGCAAGUGGAUGCCACCACUCACGAGAAUGGCUACAACCCGAUGCACUUGGCGUGCUAUGGGGGCCAUGUGACUGUUGUAGGCUUGCUGUUGAGCAGAUCAGCAGAGCUGCUGGAGAGCAAAGACCGACAUGGGAAAACUGGCCUGCACAUCGCUGCCACUCAUGGACAUUACCAGAUGGUGGAAGUCCUGCUAGGGCAAGGCGCGGAAAUCAACGCUCCAGACAAGAACGGCUGGACUCCAUUGCAUUGCGCCUCCAGAGCUGGUUACGUCGAAGUGGUGAAGCUCCUAACGGAAAGUGGGGCUUCCCCAAAGUCCGAAACGAACUUGGGGGCGGUCCCCAUCUGGUUUGCGGCUUCUGAAGGGCAUCACGCCGUUUUGGAGUACUUGAUGAGCAAAGAGCACGACACCUACGCCCUGAUGGAGGAUAGAAGGUUCGUGUACAACCUGAUGGUGUGCUCCAAGAACCACAACAAUCGCCCCAUAGAGGAGUUCAUCCUGGUGUCUCCAGCUCCUGUGGACACUGCAGCCAAACUCUCUAAUAUCCUGAUUUUGCUCUCCAAUAAGGAGAAGGAGAGAGCCAAGGAUCUGAUAGCCAGUGGGAAGUUUUGCGAAGCCAUGGCUACGGAGCUGCUAGCUCUAGCUGCUGGGGCCGAUUCAGCGGGGAAGAUUUUGACUGCUACUGAUAGAAGGAAUGUGGAGUUCCUGGAUGUUCUCAUCGAGAAUGAGCAAAAGGAGGUGAUUGCCCACACAGUGGUUCAACGCUAUUUGCAGGAGCUGUGGCGCGGGGCGCUCAACUGGGCAGCUUGGAGGACGCUCCUCUUGUUCGUCUUCUUCAUAAUCUGCCCCCCAGUGUGGAUAGCCUUCACCUUGCCCUUAGGGCACAAGUACCAUAAAGUGCCCAUAAUCAAAUUCAUGUCAUACCUCACCUCGCACAUCUACCUGAUGCUGUUUCUGCUCGUUGUGGGCAUCACCCCUCCAUAUCCCACCAUCAACAGAGGGAGCAUGAUUCCCUACUGGUAUGAAUGGAUCUUGCUGGUGUGGCUCAGUGGGCUUCUGCUGUUCGAGCUGACCAAUCCCAGCGACAAGAGCGGGCUUGGAUGGAUCAAGGUGUCCGUGCUACUUUUCAGCAUUUUCGGCGUGGGCACCCAUUUGAUGGGCCUGCUGUUUGUGGACGUGCUCUACUGGCCCACCCUGAUGUAUUGCAGGAAUCAACUGUUUGCCCUCAGCUUCCUUUUGGCCUGUGUGCAGAUUCUGGACUUUUUGUCUUUCCAUCACUUGUUUGGACCGUGGGCCAUCAUUAUUGGCAAUUUGAUGAAAGACCUUGCUAGAUUCUUGGCAGUUUUGGCGAUCUUUGUCUUUGGAUUUUCAAUGCAGUUUGUGGCGUUGAAUCAACCGUUCGCCGAUGGCGAUUCCAAGAAGCGGCGAGAAACUGGGAUUUUUAAAGAUGUGAUCAUGAAUCCGCUUUUGGCCUUCGAGCUACUGUUUUUCGCCGUUUUCGGCCAGACCACCUACGAUGAGCUGACCAUCAAGCCGAAUUUCCAGCCAUACUGGACCGAAGUUCUGUUCAAAAUCGUCUUUGGCGUGUACAUGCUGGUUUCGGUGGUCGUUCUGAUCAACCUGCUCAUCGCUAUGAUGACCGACACGUACCAGCGCAUUCAGGCUCAAUCCGAUAUAGAAUGGAAAUUCGGCCUGAGCAAGCUGAUCAGAAACAUGCACAGAACAACAACUGCGCCAUCGCCCAUCAACCUAAUCACCACCUGGCUCUUCUACUUGGUGGACAUUUGCAAAAAGCGAGUGAAAACGAAGAAACGACAAAGUCUGGUGCAUCUGAUGGGCAGCUUCCAGAAAACCAGCCAACUGAGUCCAAGAUCAAAAGCAGGUGCCAAAUGGCUGUCGAAGGUGAAGAAGGGCCGGCAAAUCGCCCCCAAAGAGAUCCCGGGCCUUGCAGUGGGCCAGAUGAGUCCUCUGGGGUCUCAGCUGAGUUUCUCUGCCGCUACCACUAGAAUCGAGCAUGUGACCGACUGGGAAGCAAUAGCGAAGAAAUAUCGAGCCUUGAUGGGCCAAGAGGACGAAGUCAAGGAGGUGCCUAAUGAAGAAAACGACGAUGAAGACGACGACGCCCCCCCUAAUCAACCUGCCACCAUGGCAGCGAGUUCUUCAAUGGGUUAAUUCGAUUUUUGAUUGACUGAAUCUUGAUUGAGUGCCUUGCUAAAGCUGAAAACUGAGCUUGGGUAUUAACGCGACCAAUUCCUGUCCAUUUGCUUUUAUAAAAUAUAUUGUAUGUCUUUGUC